This is a messenger RNA of Eupeodes corollae, 938 nucleotides long. RefSeq lists its product as uncharacterized. Bases 71 to 937 code for a protein of 288 amino acids. The record is from RefSeq and is a predicted model, not a curated record. Lineage: Eukaryota; Metazoa; Arthropoda; Insecta; Diptera; Syrphidae. The transcript has a single exon.
CAAGAAAGUGCAUCUUAAAAGUGUUCUAUCAUUUUAAUUUUCAAAAAAAAAAUAACCAAACCUACACAAAAUGUCAUGUGAAACAGUUUUUGAAUAUCGUCAUAAAAAGUUUGAUCAAGGAAAACGAAGUCGAGAAGAUGAUUCCAUACCAUUGGAAAAUGAAAAGAAUUCUGUGCUAUUAGACCUCAGCGAUUCAUCUAAGACCUCAACUUCAUCAACAUUAUCUUCGAAAACACUCAUUACAAUUUCAAAAAAAUCAAGAAAAGUAACAAGGCCCCUUCAGAGAGUAACAACAUCGUCUCGUUUUCUGGAGUCAACAGACACUGAACUUCCACAGAGGCUUCAACGAAUCAACAUUAACCAGUACAAAAACUUUUCUUCACCUUUUUCGUCAACAGCAGUGAAUUAUUCUUUAAAUGGAACUGUUUUAGCAUCAAAUGACAAUAGGGUUGUGAUUAAAACAGAAAUCAUCGAUGAGCCUUCCCUAAAUGCAGUUCCUACAAUUAAUGGGGAAGUGACCUCUCCGAAACGAAGGAAAAGAAGCCAAUCUACAACCCCUAUAAAAAUUGAACCCCCUCAAUUAUCACCUGACGUCAAGAUCAAGGAAGAACUCAUUGAGCUAAAUACAAGGUUACCAGCAAUUCCGAAAGAAGCUUACGAGGAUAUUUGUAAGUUUCGCAGCAAUAUGGUUAGGAAAUUUCCAAAAAAAGAACGCAGCGUCAAGGAACAAGAACGUCGUGAUAAAAAUACCUAUGCUUGUCGAAAGAGUCGCAGGGUUAAGAAAAUUGAACAAGUAGCUGUUGAGGAGGAGUACAAGAAUUUCAAAGAUGCAAAUCUUCGAAUGGCUGAAUAUGCAAUACGAGCGGCAGCUUAUUUUAAGGAAUUGAUGAAAAUGACCGAAGAAGCUUCAGCUUCCGAAAUUAUUGUAGUAGAUUAGA